CCUCCCUUUCACUCCACCCCCCCUCUCUGUUAUCAGAUGAGUCAGUGUGCGUUUGUGUUCAGUCAGUAAUGGCGUCUCUCAGCUUCCUGCUGCUCAGCGCCGCUCUGAUCCACGCCGCCCAGGCUCUACCUGCAGCUCGCGGCGGGGGGCGUGGCCUGGAAUUAUCAGUGGGCGGGGUCAGGCGCCAGCGCAGAGACCUCCGUAACCUGCUGCCUUAUGAGGAACAGAUGACGUCAUAUCAAGCCGCUCAGGGAGGAGGCGGGGCCGAUCGUCUGUACUACCAAUCAGAUGGCUGGGGGGGGCGGGGCUUGGAUCAGGCUCUACAGCGAUUGGUGCAGAGGGACCAGAAGCAGGAGCAAGAAGAGGAGCAGCGAGCAGCGUACCUGGCCGCUGUGCUCCGCCUCCUGAGCGAGGCAGAGAGCGCAGGAUUGGUCGAGCCGGGUGACAUGGAGGUGGUGGAGGAGGAGGGGGAAGAGGAGGAUGACCAGGGCCCACCAGGGGACUUCAAGGGGCCCGCGCCCCCAGACUACGAUGAGACAGGGCGGGGCCUGAACAUGGGGAGGCCCGCGGCGGCCUGGUGGGGCCUGCUGGAGCCCCAGAUGGCUCAGGCUCUGCUGGACAGGAUGGAGCCUCAGUUGGCUCAGACUCUGCUGGAGAGAGCGAGACCUCAACAGGCUGGACGGGGUUCAUCAGGACCGACACGAGGAGGAGACCAGGACUCUCUGAGACGUCUGGUUGCUAGGUUACUGUCUGGUCGCCUGUCACUCACGGCGGCUCAGCCCGUAAACUCCGCCCACAGGAGGAGCCGCCGCUCCCUUGAUGAAGCUCCUCCGUCGCCUAGCAACGACCCACCUCUGCUCAGAGUGAAGAGGCUGGAGGAGGAGGAGCUCCGCCCCCCUCCUGCCGGGCUGGAAGAACUGCAUCAUGGGAGUCGUAGGCGCCGGAGGAGAGCCGCCCUGAACUACAACCCCCAGAUAUUGAUCGAUCAGAUCCUGGAGUACAUGAGGGAGUAAGGAAAGGAGAGGAGAGGAGAGGAGAGGAGCAGGAGGCGAUGGAGGAGGAGGAGAGGAGGAGAGGAGGAGAAGGAGGAGGAAGGAGAAGAGGAGACAAGGGAGGAGAAGAGGAGGAGAGUAGACCAGGGAGGGAAGGAGAGGAGAGGAGAGGAGCAGGAGGCGAGGAGGAGAGGAAAGGAGAGGAGGCGAGGAGGAGAGGAAAGGAGAGGAGGAGAAGGAGGAGAGGAGGAGAAGGAGGAGAGGAAAGGAGAGGAGGAGAAGGAGGAGAGAGGAGAGGAGAAAGAUUUUUUGUUCUAUGGAUAUUUGGUGUUUUGCUGCUUUCUGUGAAAAUGUAUGUGAUCAGCUGUUUAUUGUGAAAAACAACGACGUCAUUCAGUUCAACGACUUCUAGAGAUCAAUAUCUCCAAAUAAAGAACUAAAACCUCA
Molecule: messenger RNA, 1439 nt
Organism: Cyclopterus lumpus (lumpfish)
Lineage: Eukaryota; Metazoa; Chordata; Actinopteri; Perciformes; Cyclopteridae
Gene: pcsk1nl
Product: proprotein convertase subtilisin/kexin type 1 inhibitor, like
Exons: 5
Coding region: 69-1013 (314 amino acids)
Biological process (GO): negative regulation of endopeptidase activity
Molecular function (GO): endopeptidase inhibitor activity
Source: RefSeq, a predicted model, not a curated record